AUUUAUGGUAAAAUUUAUUGAAUCAAUGAGAGUUGAUUGUUAUCCAUUUUGUACGUGUGGUAUUUUUAUAUUAUCACAAUAUGGUAAUACUGUUUUAUCUGUGUAAUUUGUGAAAUUUUAUAAUUUUAAUGAAAUAAGUAAAUCUCACAUGUAAAUCUCAGUUAUACUUUAUUAAAAUAUAAAUUUUUUAUACCAUAUGCAUAAAGUAUAUUCGAAAGAAAAUAAAAUAUAGGUUAUGAAACAAUUGACGACAUCAAUAUUUUUAGUACAAUUUUAGCAUAUAAACCUCAAUUGAGAGUAUUGUAUUUAGAAUUUGUAUAUUUCUUCAGAAUGAAACUUGCAAACAAAUUUACUUUUAUAUUAAGUCAUGUGUUUGCAUUUAUCUUAAUUGUUCAUUGCGAACAUGAAAAUGAGAACUUCUUUGAAGAUAUAAGUAUUCAAAGAAAUGAAGUUAAGAACGAACUGUCACCUUAUAAACCUGUAAUCAAUCAUUGUAAUCAAGAAGCAAUCUUUUAUAAGCGUCUUAUUAAUUUAUUAUUAUCGAAUAUUCGCAUAGAGGAUGAGAAUGAAGUUUUAAUAAAAGGAUCAAUACAGAUUGAAGUAUCCCAUUCACAGUUAGAAAUACUCAAAAAUUUUCAUGUUCAAAAAACAUCUCUAAGAGAAAUUGAUGAAAUUUUGAGUAAUAUAAUACAGCAGCCUCAUUAUAAUUAUAUGUUUGGAGUUAUAUACAUGUGUGAUGUAUUACACAAAGGUUUUCAAACAAUACUUAAGACAGUACAAGAACAUCCAGAUGGUGCUAUAAUUAUAUUUAUAAUGUUAAUAAUUUGUUUCACAUUUAAAAUGCUAAGACGGGGGCAAAGACUACCCAUUUUUUAUAUCAUACAAAUUAUUCUUGUUUUGAGCUUUUUUAUGACUUGGUGGCAACUCUUAAAGUAUAUAUUAUUUUGAUACGUUAAAGAAUAUUCUAAAAUAUUAUUGUUAUUGUUGCAUAGUUAAUGACGAUUGUGAGAAAUAUUAUCAAACAAUAAUGUCUAAUCCAAAACUAAAAGUUACACCUGCAUUUGCAUUAUCACAUUUCAUUUCUACUAUCAUACUUCAUCCAGUUUCACACAUAGGAACUGCUGUAUCUGAUUUCGUAAGUAAUGCUACAGAUAAUCUGCCAUGGAUAUAUGGAUGGAUUAUAAGAUGUAUACUGUUUUUAAGUGUAGGUAUUGUUAUAGUAAUGAUACCAUUUGUUCUGUCUGGCGCAUCAUUUAAUUUAGCCUUGGGACCAUUAUUCAAAUUUGGAAUUAGUCAUGAGAGAAAAAAUGAAAAAGGUAAUUCAUUACGAAGUCUAGAAAACCGCGAACCUGUACAAGUAAUUCUUCAGGUGUCUCAUGGUACCGACGUACGGAAAAUACAAGACAUGCCGAAAGUCAAACAAUCGAUCACUCCUCCAGUUUUAAAAGAUUGCGAAGAAGAAACUACUGCGAUAGAUAAUAUUCAGGAAAGUUACGAUGAUCUAUCUUGCGGUGAUACAAUAAAAACUAAUAAGUUAACAAACGAUCAUGACGAAAAACUUAAUAAAUCUAAAAAUAUAGAUACAACAACAAUAGAAAAUAAAGAUGGAAGAGGAGAUGGUUGAUAUUUAUUGAUAUGUUUUAUUAAUCUGUUUUUUAAUAUUUACAUAUAAAUUAUUGAUAUUUAAAUUAAUAUUGGAUAAUAUUGAAUUUUUUGGAGAGUUUUUAUUAAUUCUCUAACUAGUAUUUUCAGUUUAUCAGGUAUAAAGAAUUGUUUUAGUGUUAUUUACAUUUAUUUUGUUUAUAAUUAAUAAUAUUCUGCAGCUAUAAUAUUAAUAAUAUUCUGCAGUCAUUAUAUAAUAUUCUGCAGCUAAAACGAUAUUUAAUGUGCUUACAACAUUUUGUAACAAUAUUUAUAUUAUAUGUUCGCACUGCUUUAAUUAUAAUUCUGAUAUUUAAAUAUAUAUAUAUGCUUUCAUAAAGAUGCAACGUUUAUUUUACAAAUUCUAUGCAAUUUAAUAGAUUUUAUCAAAGAAAAAAAUAUUAAUGCAAAUUGAGCAGAAUGAACAACAAAGAAAUUAUUAA
Messenger RNA from Heterotrigona itama, 2084 nucleotides. NCBI's taxonomy places the organism in Eukaryota, Metazoa, Arthropoda, Insecta, Hymenoptera, Apidae. The record is from the annotation of a GenBank genome assembly.